This is a messenger RNA of Coprinopsis cinerea okayama7#130, 1590 nucleotides long. RefSeq lists its product as hypothetical. Lineage: Eukaryota; Fungi; Basidiomycota; Agaricomycetes; Agaricales; Psathyrellaceae. The coding region runs from base 1 to 1590 and encodes 529 amino acids. The record is from RefSeq and is a predicted model, not a curated record. The transcript is spliced from 7 exons.
AUGUCCAACUCCAACCAAAUCAGCGACGAACAUGGCUCUAUCGUCAUUUCCCGACAAUCAUGGCAGACGAUACUGGAUCAACUAGCUGGUGUGCUGAAGAAAAACGAUGAGCUCAGCCAGAAAGUCGACGAUUUGCAAGGAAAGCUGGACAGACUUACAGAUCAAGCCGUGGAUGUUGAGUUGUUGAAGGCAAAAGUGAGGAGCCUAACCGAAGGUGUUCAUCGCGGAGAUCAUCGUGGUCGUUCGAGCGAGACCAACGGUGGGCUUGGCACCGCGUCGUCGCCAUCAACGACGCCAAGACAAAAUAACUCGAAGGUUAAACUUGAACCUUCGACAAGUAGAGCAGAGGGUCAUCGCGGGGGAAAACCAAAGCUUGAGGACCACAGAGGCGCUCAAGCCGAAAUCAUUGUCCUUCUGAGCGAUGACGAGGAUAGUACUAGUAGUUUCUCUCAUCCGAGAGAUGAAGAUGGGCACCACCACGUGGCCAUGAAACGGAAACCAUCGACCGACAUACACCCUGGAUCCACAGCAUCGGGACUAGUGUCAUCCAAAAAGGCAAAGCUGGUUAAGGCCGAAAGUGAGAGUCCGAGAAAAGUUGGAAUCGCUUUCGAACCCCCGGCAAGCGUCCCUCCCUUGGCGGAUGAAAAAUCCAGUGUAUCCGACGAGCCGGGUUCCAGCGGCUCGCCCCCCAUCACAUCAACGUCUUCGCGAAGCAAACCUCGCGUCAAGGUUCCCCCCAGCAAGGUUCGAACAGGUACACUUCAGUUGAAGGAGGAAGACGUCGACCGUUACCUCCACGGUUUCUCUCCCAUCCCGAUCUCCUCCCCACUGUCCCUUGAAAUCUCCCUCGAGCUUCUCAACAAGAACUAUGGGUCGAUUACUCAAGGACUCUUGUGGGAAAAGGGACCGUACAAGUUCCUAUUCCCGGGGUACGACACGAACCCCUUGAUGCCUACCAGUCCCGGCGAGCCUGGACUAUUGUUGAGUGCGAGGACUGAGGUCGUCCGCGACACCUGGACGCUCUUCAUCAAGAUCUUGAACAAUUCCAAAGCAAGGUGGAAUUACGCUGGAGAGUACCGAGGCGCUGUCGUGGGCUCGUUGGGCGCCAAGGGGUUCUCCGAACAGCCUGAGAAGGUUAAACGAACUUGGGGGACCAAGAUCGCGCACCACAAGAAAUUUGAACCAUACCUCAGAAUGCGAGCUCGGAUUACUCUUCGAAAGCUUGGGAAAGCUUUGAGCGAGUUGAACAUCCAACGGGAGCUUGAGGAAAUCAAGAAGCGACCGAAAACAUCCAGCAAGAUUUCCAGUGACGAUGUCAUCGAAGCCUUCGAGUCCGGACACGAGACCAUACCGAUCAUCCGUAUGACAUGUGUUCAAUACCGCCACAGCUUUGCACAAGACUUGUCCUCUUUGGCUUCAACAGCCCCUGCCGCCGGUCGAGGGAACGCCGCAGUUGGUGGGGGGUCUGGAACUCACCAAACUAUUAUCCGAUCCGGUUCUUCGCUGAAAAAAGGAAAACAAAAGGCCAUGUCCGGUAAUCAGACCCCUUCCUCUCAGCCUGAGGGCUCUGAUUCAGAAGGGUCCGACUAG